Molecule: messenger RNA, 1260 nt
Organism: Fonsecaea multimorphosa CBS 102226
Lineage: Eukaryota; Fungi; Ascomycota; Eurotiomycetes; Chaetothyriales; Herpotrichiellaceae
Exons: 1
Coding region: 1-1260 (419 amino acids)
Source: RefSeq, a predicted model, not a curated record
AUGUCGCGCUCGCUUGGUUUCAGCGGGAGUCCCUCUCCUACCUCCUUGGCAGAAGCGUGCAAAUUAGCCUGGCAUACCUUUUACGGCAUGCAGAAGGCGUCCGAAGACUUUGAGAACCUCCGAUUCGAAGUGUGGACAAUUGCAAUCAGCCUCGACUCAUUACACAGCGUCGGGAGCACGUCACUGCUCAUAGAUCGUCAACCAGACCACAAGCGUUGGGCAUUGACCUUCUCCAAGAUAUUGACCUCGUUGAACGGUGCCUUGCGGCCCUUGUACAACCUGGUCAAGUUAUACUUGUCCACGUCGACCCGGGAUCGCGCCGCUGUGAAGCAAUGGCUCACUAACACAGACAUGAACUACGAAGGCCUCACCGUUCAGGAUUUCCGGCGAAAAUUGUCCAUGCUGGUCGAGAGCCUCAAUGUUUUUCUGUCCAGUCUGACGCAUGCCGAGCUCGCUCGGGCCAGAGCUGCCAGCGAAACCGAAGAAUAUAGAGUCCUGUCUGAAGUCACAAGGAACGUCCUUCAGAAGUGGGAUCAAGACAGGUCGUCGAUCGCUGUGGCCCACGGUUCCGACCGAGCGACAACAUCGAUCGGGACGGUCGCCUUUGUCCACGACACCGUGAAGGAAAACAGCACACCUUCACUACGUGGGGAUUCAGCGUGGCCCAGAACGCAGGAAGAAUACCCCACCCUCUGGCCGACACAUCAGAAGCCCGAGCAGCAUCACCAUGGUCUCGGGCACUCCGCCGAGACGUUGAACCUGGACGGCAUCGAAACCGGGUUCCGCAAGCACAUGAAUGCCAUGCGUCGCAUUCGAGAACAGCUCCGCCUCCAGAAGGAGAACAAGCAUCACCUGUCGGACCAAAAGUCGACGCAUUUCCCCGAAGUGCACGGUGAAACGCUCAUGACUCCGAUCACGCCUUCGCAUCAUCGCACGAUGCCGCCCAAGCUCCACGCGUCGUCAGAACUGCCUUCGGACCACGGGUACACGUCGAGCAGUGCGGCAAGCUCCGCGCAGACGUCUGAGUCCGGCAGUGUGAUAUCUGGCGGCAGCCAGGAGGACAGGCCGAAAAGCCCCCUCUUAGCAGCACCGACGACGGCCAACCACACGCGGUCGUCGUCUGGGGAACUCGGGAGGAAGAGAGUUCGCACCCAGGAUCUCCACUUGGGCAAGGACAGCGAUGACUGGGAGAGGCAUCGCAAGCCACGCAAAACGGCGUUGGAGGAAAUGCUCACCGCCGCCUUGUUCUUUGACAGUUGA